CCGGCAUCCGUACCUCGAUGACGUCACGGCCAACAUGGCCGACUAAGUGAAUGACUGAGGAGAGCAUUUUCUUUUUCAGACAACAAGAACCAUCAGAGGAAACAAAGCGUCGGCGGCGGAGCUUCUUUUUAAAUCAACAACGGGUUAACGGAGCGAUGCGGGACGUCGAUCGAUCCGCUGCUCCAGUGAUCGAUGUCCGGGCCCGGGACGCGGCUCGGCCCCGCUGCCGCCGCUCCGGAGUUCACCGAGCUGUGGAGGAGCUUCUGCGCCCUCACACCCCACAACAACAACAACAACAACAACAACAACAACAACAACAACAGCAGCACUGACGGGACGGCGGGAGAGCCCCACGUGGCCAUGCGUACAGAUCUGAGUCCCAAACACCGAGGCUCCGCUGGCCUCAACUACGGCGAUUCUCCCAGCGACGUGGAGCCCACGCAAGACAUCUUCUGGGACCCCGUGUCCCCCGUUGCAGGGCUCCGGAACAACGGAGUCGUGGAAAUAUCGGAACUCGUCAACCGCAUCGCCCCGAAGGAUGCGGAGCGCCAUCGGGUCGAGUCUCCUCUGCUGCAGUGGAUCGGCGACAGCGCCGUCCCGUGCACGCCGGACGGCCCAAAGCCGAGAGUCCAAAAGAGGUCCUCUCGGCAGAGCAGCGUGGACGACCUCCUCAAACUGGCCCGCCAGUUCGACCAGAACAUGCAGCAGGACCAGGAGACCUCGGCGCCGCCGGGCCGCCCUGCGGAGGACCCGGAGCGCCCCCCCUCGUCCGAUCCGGUGGAGGCGGAGCUGAACGCUCUGUUUGACUGCUCCACCCAGAGGAUCAGCGGGGGGCUCAGCCAGAGCUCCUCGGCCUCCGCCGGCCGGCCGCUGGGGGUCCGCUCAGCGACCCGCGGCGACUUCGACGACGACUGGGAGGACGACGCCCUCCUCCUGGACUGCUUUGAGCUGGCGGUGACCCACGAUGCCGAGCAGGAGCCCGAGGGCCACGAAACGCCCCCCCUUCCCAACCCCGAGACCAAGCCCGCAGGGUCGGCCUCCGGCUGCCGGCCCCCGAGCCGCAGUGCACUCUGGGAACUGUGUCCGACGCCGAAGACCUCCAACCGGAGCACUUUCAAACUGGAGCCGCACCCCCACUUCCGGGCGGCGGGGGUUUCCGGGUCCGCCGAGCAGACGGCGUCCGUCCCGAUCCCCGAGGCCGUCCCGGCGGACAGCGCGUGGGACGACGGCGUGGACGACGCGCUGCUCUGCCAGGUGUGCGACCGCGUGGAGCGGACCUCCGGGGGCCCAAAGCCAGACCCGCCCCCUCCGCGCGCCUUCGUCCGCUCCAACUCGUUGCCGGGGGGCGGGGGGGGGCCCGGGAACUACCGGGGGUGGGACGUUCCCUUGAAGGGCGCCGACAGCCAGUCGUUGAUCUCUCGGAGCCUCCCGGGGGGGCGCGGCGGCCUCGGCUCGUUCAACCAGUGCGGGGACUCCUCUGAAGCCCCCCAGGCUGAGAACUCCAAGCCCCGCCCCCCGGCCUUCAAGAGGAACCUGUCGGACUCAGCAGCCACCAGCAGCAAAGUUUUUGUCACGAGCCAGACGCUGUCAAAGUGCACGGCGGCGGAGAUCGGGAGGAAGAAGCAGGAGGCGUUGGCCCGGCGGCGACUCCGCAUGCAGAACGCCCCGUAGCCUCAGAGGAGCCUCAGAGGAACCUCAGGAGACCCAGAGGAGCCUCAGAGGAGCCUCAGAGGAGCCUCAGAGGAGCCUCAGAGGAACCUCAGGAGACCCAGAGGAGCCUCAGAGGAGCCUCAGAGGAGCCUCAGGAGACCCAGAGGAGACCCAGAGGAGCCUCAGAGGAGCCUCAGAGGAGCCUCAGAGGAACCUCAGGAGACCCAGAGGAGCCUCAGAGGAGCCUCAGAGGAGCCUCAGGAGACCCAGAGGAGACCCAGAGGAGCCUCAGAGGAGCCUCAGAGGAGCCUCAGAGGAACCUCAGGAGACCCAGAGGAGCCUCAGAGGAGCCUCAGGAGACCCAGAGGAGACCCAGAGGAGACCUUCACAUAAGACUAACUCCCAAACAGCGACCGGGCCUCCUCCUGGACGACGAGUUAUUGGUCCGUGGUGAUUAGUGUUCCACACGUGAAGAAGCUGCUGCGUGUUUGUUUUCUAGUUUAAAUGCUGUGAAAUGGUUCUAAACGCUGAGUCAUGAUUUCAAGGUUCUGUGCUGUAUGUUGGUGACUCAUUAUGUGCCUUUUACUCCUCCACAUGAGGAGAACUUGUUGUAUUUUUAGUUAAGAGACGAUACACAAUCACACUUUUUGUUGUGUGACCAAACGGAUGUUACAGUUUUCAUCCGUCCAACUUCACACAGAAUGUCUCCAAACACUAAAGGUUCAUUUCUUUCAUGCGUCCUACAAGAGACGUGUGCCUUAUUGUCUCUACAAACUGAAGUGUCCGUCAUGAUGUGAUGGCUGAGCUGAUACUGUGAAUAAAGUGCUGCAGACGCA
Pungitius pungitius (ninespine stickleback) is the source of this 2486-nucleotide messenger RNA. RefSeq names its product ETAA1 activator of ATR kinase b (gene etaa1b). Gene Ontology annotation, cellular component: nuclear replication fork. The record is from RefSeq and is a predicted model, not a curated record. Gene Ontology annotation, molecular function: protein serine/threonine kinase activator activity. Bases 193 to 1671 code for a protein of 492 amino acids. Lineage: Eukaryota; Metazoa; Chordata; Actinopteri; Perciformes; Gasterosteidae. The transcript has 6 exons. Gene Ontology annotation, biological process: positive regulation of protein serine/threonine kinase activity; replication fork processing; DNA damage response.